Ornithodoros turicata is the source of this 4444-nucleotide messenger RNA. It is a transcript of the gene sea, whose product is annotated as tricarboxylate transport protein, mitochondrial-like. The record is from RefSeq and is a predicted model, not a curated record. Gene Ontology annotation, biological process: mitochondrial citrate transmembrane transport. Lineage: Eukaryota; Metazoa; Arthropoda; Arachnida; Ixodida; Argasidae. Gene Ontology annotation, molecular function: citrate secondary active transmembrane transporter activity. The coding region runs from base 124 to 1089 and encodes 321 amino acids. The transcript is spliced from 7 exons. Gene Ontology annotation, cellular component: mitochondrion.
GCUAUUGGUUUCUUCCGGAGGCUCGCCCGAACUUCCGAGCCAACCAGAAUCAUUGAUUGCUGCUUGCAUUGCGCUUGUCUCGUCAGCCCGGAGCUCUUGCGAGGAUUUUCUCGAGGUUUCGUCAUGGACAAGGACAAGCAUACGUUUAGGAAUCCAUUUGGAAGACCGAACAUGACUUCCUCUGGAGCAGCACUUUCGGCGUCUUCUGUUCUACCCUCAACGAAAACCACCAAGGGAAUCAUUGCAGGUGGCAUCACUGGAGGAAUUGAAAUCUGUAUUACCUUCCCAACUGAGUACGUCAAGACACAGCUACAGUUAGAUGAGAGAUCGGCCAAGCCACGCUACAAUGGCAUAAUGGAUGUGGUCAGGCAAACAGUGAGGGGCCAUGGAGUCUCGGGACUGUAUCGGGGACUCAGCGUACUUGUUUACGGCUCUGUUCCCAAAUCGGCCGUGAGGUUCGGUGCGUUUGAAGCCCUGAAGAAAAGGAGCGUGGACGAGAAGGGGAACUUGUCGCCCCAGAUGCGGUUGCUGUGCGGGUUGGGGGCGGGGGUCUCCGAGGCUAUCCUCGCCGUCACUCCCAUGGAGACCGUCAAGGUGAAGUUUAUCAACGACCAAGCCAGUCCCAACCCCAGGUACAAGGGCUUUGUCCACGGUGUACGCGAGAUCAUCCGUCAAGAAGGCAUCAAGGGGACGUAUCAAGGCCUGACUGCAACAAUAAUGAAGCAGGGUAGCAACCAAGCGAUCCGCUUCUUUGUCAUGGAGACCAUGAAGGACUGGUACCGGGGUGGUGACCCCAAGAAACCUGUUAACAAGCUCGUGGUUGGUUUGUUUGGUGCCAUAGCUGGUGCAGCGUCUGUGUUUGGGAACACCCCCAUCGACGUAGUCAAGACCAGGAUGCAGGGAUUGGAUGCACACAAGUAUAAGCACACCUUUGACUGCAUCUACAAGAUUGCCAAACACGAAGGAUUCCCAGCCUUUUACAAGGGCACAAUUCCACGGCUCAGUCGUGUGUGCUUGGACGUAGCCAUUACUUUCAUGAUCUACGACUCGUUCAUGGACCUCUUCAACAAGAUCUGGAAGACCGACUAGAAGAACGCCUUCCCAGAACUGCGAGGAAUUCUCUCAACCUGCAGGAAAAGAGUUGAUGGAACUUGCAAUAGCGCUACGUUCAUUGGGACAGGGAAUAUCAAAUAUCAUGGUGUAUCAUUGCAUCAUGAACACUUUUUACCUCAGUCAUUAACAGAUUUGUUUCUCCUUUGAGGUGACGUUGUUGUCCAUUGUUCAAUGCUGUACGUCUAGUACCUCCGGUGCUGUCUUCUUGGUUGGGUACACGCAGCAUCUUAUAAGUAUGUACCGUUACGGUGUUGUUAUGCGCAAGCUCUGUUGUUAGUACCGCAGAGAAGAUAACUUUAUGCCUGUCAAGCCAUUCCAGUUGUGUUUGCUCAUUUUAAAUUGAUAUUUAUUUCUAUACUACCCACGGUAGAGCUGUCAAAGUGUACCGAAAGAUUUGCAACAGCUUGCUUGCCGUAGAUGCUUGUCUGAUUGAUAGCUAGCUGAUUCAUGAUUACGGUAUUUUGAGUAAGACUUCAAAAUUUUACGGAAACUGUUGCUUACGCAUGUUGAAACUAAAAAAAAAUAUUGUAUUAUCACCAAAAAAUUUUGUGCCUUGCUUUUUUCUCCCUCUCUUUCUACUACACUGUUUACUAACAGACAUACUGUGUGCUGCAGUCUGUGAGUACGUAUACACACGUACAUCCACUAUGUUUGUAACAUUUCCAUUUUUCGUAUAUAUACUACUACUGCCAUUCCUAUAUUGUGUCUGAGAGAAGACUGCUCUACGAAGAUAUCCUAAAUAUAUCCAACCUAUUCCACCGUGAAUACUGUAUUGGCACACGUUUCACGGUACGCUGGCUAUUGUGAGAUCGGCGAACCCUUACAGGCCAUUGCUCUGGUGUAUCCUGGCAUGCUGUGUCAUGUAAGGUCGCUGACUAAACAUUUAUAUAGUUAUAGUUACAAGUAUAUAAAAAUUCACUUACACGUUCUGUACCUACUGUUGAGAGAGCUGAACCUUUGUCGUCCAUUGCCCCCUUCGGCGUCCGAACAUCAGCUAGUCGUCCGCGCAAGACGCCGAUCUCCGCCCGACCAACUCAGCUCACAAGUCGUAAGCAACGGCUUAAUCCAACUUGGCUCUAAGCAUCUUCUACCUGGAACGCGAUAGUGAGAUACAAAGCACGGUGGCGGUUUCCCGAUCUGGUGUGGUCGACCUCACCAGUUUGUAGCCACUUCGGCUAUGCGCUUUCAUUCCACGUCUUGAAAACUUUGUUCCACGUUACGUCUGCGGGCUGGAAAAGGGAGCGUGUCCGCCAAGAACAAGUCUGGGCUUAAAGGGACUAUCGCCUUUACCAUGUAACCAUCAAUUCCGAAACUACGUGCGAGUCUUAUUCCUCUGCUGACCACUGUCAAAUAACUCCGAAAAAUCUUGCACCAAAAUUUAAAAACAAGUUCACUUCAAACUACGUUACACGCUACGUUAAUUUCGACCUCGUUAUUAUAAUGCAAAACUUUGAUUCCGUUACGGAGCUGCCAUCGAAAUUAUACCGGACUCUUUCUUGCUUCGGCACUAAGCAGUGAACGUCGGUUCGGCUCGCACAUCGGUGUUUUUAGUCCACGUUUAGUCCCGGCGGUGAAAAACAUAGUGCGCGUUGUGAAGCGGACUGGCAUCGCUGUCCGAAGGACGUGAAGAUGACGUGAAUGUUGUCAGCGGAGCAUUCACGAGGACUGUUUUGGGCUACGAUUCGGUGAAUCGGUGUUGAAAAAUGCAGCAGUGCGCAUCAUGCCGCGCACAUACGGAACACUACGAUCGGACCCAUUCCAAAUCCACAGGGCCACGAUUCCUGCUGUCCCAUUGGGUGGCGCCAAUCUUUGCCUCCUCGGGAUCCCAUUCGUUGCCGCCAAAGACUGCUCUGUUUUCAUUGCGUUUUUCGUCUACAGUGAACCCUCGUUAAUAUGACCCCCGAUAAUCUGACAUACGCGCUUUACGACCAUACUCCUGGGGAACAAUGCAGUAAAACCUUUGCAAAUCCCCCCCGUUUAUAUGACAAUUCCGCAUUAUGACCAAAAUUUUCGGGAACGACCAUGGUCAUAAUAACGAGGGUUCAUUGUAAACGGUAGCGUUGUGUCAACUAACUUUGUUUGAUACGUACUAAUUGAAACACAUUGACUUUCAUUUGAGAGCCAUUUCUUCCUUUUUCUUUUAAUUUUAGUGCCCCUUUAAUGACUUCGAGCUGAUCUCUGAGUGAACUCUUGAGUGAGUGUCUGCGAGGCACCUAGUAAGCGAAGCCGACAAACUUGGGAACACGAACUUGGGCCGGCGCGCUGCUCCCUGAUUUACCCUUCGGACGUGCGUCGCCAUGAAGUUUUUUGUCACUGGAGCUUCUUCAGAGCUUCAGAGGCAAUGCUAAUUUAUGAAAAUACGUAGCUUAUUUCAUUUCUGAACACUCUUCGGGAAAGAAAACUGGUCGUGGAAACGUGGUCAUACAUAGUGGUAGUUGCACACUCCAGUCUUGAGCUUUUGCCUGUGGGGCACUUCGUAACACCCGAUAUUUCUCAGCAUGCCGAAAAGUACGGGUUUCUCCGGCAUGCUGGACGUCCUCAUUUUUGACACUGUGUGCUGAGAAAUGUACGAUGGUACAUUAACCAGUUGCAUACCUGGCUCUGCUUGAAAACAUUCACAAACUGAAAGCACCUUGUUACUCCGUACGACCCUUGGUAAACGUAAAUUUCAGCUAUGGUGUGAACUUUAGACCUGUGUGUUGUAGGGCUGUGCAUUGUGUGUGCAGGGCAGAUGUUUGCUGUUUGUGAAGUGUAUCUGCGAAGACAAUCAAAUGUUCCUCGAGCAAUUGAGCACGCGUGUCCACACGUGGCAUUUCAAUGUUGUGCUCAUUCCAUUUAGAACACUUUUGCCUUCAAAAAUUGCAACAUCCAUUUUUUGCAUUUCAUGUGAAUUGAUUUUUCUCACUGCAACAGUUACUAUGUAUUGGUGCUUAUGUACGUUUUAUUAGCAGUAUAAGAGUUGUUGAGUUUGCAGAGCUUUAUUUUUGAAGACAAACUAUUGUUACAGGUGUCUCAUUACAAUAUUUUAAUUGAAAUAUCUCCAAAAUGACAAACACUUUUUGUGUGCUUUUCUGCGACAGAAGUACUUGAAAAAAAGCUUCAUUCUGUUCGUGGGAUUAGAAACAAAAUGUCUCCUUGUAAAACGUGUGACUUGUAACUUUUUUAUUGCCAUAAGUAGCUUUUCCACAAUUCUGUAUGUCAAAGCUGUACUACAAGUGCGUUCCACCCAUACGUAGUACGUAUUUCAAACUUUCAAUAGGCUUAGGGCUGUAUAAAGUUCUUGGCACUCAAAAGAUUGACACGAGGGCAAUAAAAAUUAUAUACUACAGGA